Messenger RNA from Manihot esculenta (cassava), 737 nucleotides. Its product is annotated as macrophage migration inhibitory factor homolog. The coding region runs from base 61 to 426 and encodes 121 amino acids. Gene Ontology annotation, molecular function: phenylpyruvate tautomerase activity. The transcript has 4 exons. The record is from RefSeq and is a predicted model, not a curated record. NCBI's taxonomy places the organism in Eukaryota, Viridiplantae, Streptophyta, Magnoliopsida, Malpighiales, Euphorbiaceae.
AGUUCGUACGGUAUUAAGCUAUUGUAACCCACAGUUUGAAGUCCAACUCAAAGCGACAAGAUGCCUUGUCUGAACCUUUCAACCAACGUUAGUCUCGACGGCGUUGAUACCUCCGCCAUCCUCUCUGAAGCCACCUCCACCGUCGCCAAGCUCAUCGGCAAGCCCGAGUCCUAUGUGAUGAUUGUGUUGAAGGGAUCAGUUCCCAUAGCUUUUGGUGGAACUGAGCAGCCAGCAGCUUAUGGUGAGUUGGUGUCCAUUGGUGGCCUUAGCCCUGAUGUGAACAAAAAGCUGAGUGCUGCAAUUGCGACAAUCCUUGAGACAAAGUUGUCAGUGCCCAAGUCACGAUUCUUCCUCAAGUUUUAUGACACCAAGGCCCAUCAAAGUCAAGAGUAUGCACAGUGUUUGCAUGCUUUACACCAGCACUAGAUUCAUGGUUCCAACUUUGGAUGGAAUGGAUCCACAUUCUAAGGCCAGCUUCUUGUCUUGGUUGCCGACGAGCUCAAUGUCAUGCAUUUAGACAGCAAUAUCACAAUGGUGAUUUGGUAUCAAAAAGAUUCGACUAUGGUAGUAUUUACAUUGUUUUUUAUCUCCUUAGACAUAUGAUAUGUGGCUGGAUGGUUCAACUCUGUGCUUCCUUUGGGGGACAUGAACCUUUAUUUUUACUUGACUCUGGCCAAUGUUGUUAUGGUACUCGUAAUGUAUUACUUAGAUUUCUGAGUAAAUUGUUCUGUCCUUAA